AUGAGUCGCCACGACCUGAAGAAGUGGACGUCGAAUCUAUAUCGUCAGAGACGAGGUCAUUUUCUACCACACCACAACAUUUUGCAACAUCGUCGAACAAACCGAUAUAUGGAUACCCCUGCUGUACAAAAAAAUCCAGAACGACAGGCCGGUGAUGGAGCGGUUUCGAUUAUGACACAGGAGGAUUCAGCUCGUUUUUCCGCAAAAAUACCCCGAAAAAAACAACCGCGACAUACGUACUUCAUGAAAAUCACCACACUUUCGAAGACGUUAUCUGUAUUCACGAACAAGAAUUUCUACGACCCAUUGACACAAUUUCUUACGCGCACAAAAUGAUUUUCUUUUUGAACAUAAUCUCACAUGUCUUUCAAAAAUAAUAUCCAAACGCCACUCUCAUUGUUAAGGCCGCGGCUUCGUCGUGCGCUGGGUGCUA
Molecule: messenger RNA, 433 nt
Organism: Amoebophrya sp. A120
Lineage: Eukaryota; Dinophyceae; Syndiniales; Amoebophryaceae
Source: the annotation of a GenBank genome assembly